This is a messenger RNA of Oncorhynchus kisutch (coho salmon), 2128 nucleotides long. Its product is annotated as hippocalcin-like protein 1. Gene Ontology annotation, molecular function: calcium ion binding. The record is from RefSeq and is a predicted model, not a curated record. The transcript has 4 exons. Lineage: Eukaryota; Metazoa; Chordata; Actinopteri; Salmoniformes; Salmonidae. Bases 401 to 982 code for a protein of 193 amino acids.
GGAUGUGUGGGGAUCUGGUGAAUGUCUCCUGCCUGCCGCAGUGAGAGAAUUACCCUCACUUCUCUCUAUUUCUCCCGGGAGUGACGUCGUUAGGCAGUACUUAGUGGCGGAGUAGCGGUGGUUUUGCCUGGGGGCCUCGACUAUGAUCAGAUCAGAUGAGCCCCUCUGAAUCCUGUUACACUCUGGCUUAGAGAAGACAGUGGAGAGAAGAAGAGGGAGUCAGAGUUCCAUGUGGCUAUCUUCCAUCAACCCCCCUGCCCAUUCCCCUCCAGGAAAAAGGAGUCAGUUGCAGAGUGAAGGAAAACACAAGACUGUGAAAGAAAACAAGAAAACGUCAAAAGACUCGUCUUGAAGGAGGGAGAGAAACACAAACUGGGCGAGAGGAGGGGCUGCCUCAGCCAUGGGCAAACAGAACAGCAAGCUACGGCCGGAGGUGCUGAAUGAUCUGCGCGAGAACACAGAGUUCACCGACCACGAGCUCCAGGAGUGGUACAGAGGCUUCCUAAAAGACUGCCCCACGGGCCACCUGACUGUGGAUGAGUUCAAGAAGAUCUAUGCCAACUUCUUCCCGUACGGGGACGCCUCCAAAUUUUCAGAGCACGUCUUCCGCACGUUCGACACCAACGCAGACGGGACGAUAGAUUUCAGGGAGUUCAUCAUCGCGCUGAGCGUAACGUCACGAGGCAAGCUGGAGCAGAAGCUCAAGUGGGCCUUCAGCAUGUACGACCUGGAUGGGAACGGAUACAUCAGCCGCGCGGAGAUGCUGGAGAUCGUACAGGCCAUCUACAAAAUGGUGUCCUCGGUCAUGAAGAUGCCAGAAGACGAGUCCACACCUGAGAAGAGGACAGACAAGAUCUUCAGACAGAUGGACUCAAACAACGAUGGUAGGCUGUCCCUGGAGGAAUUCAUCAAAGGUGCCAAGAGUGACCCGUCAAUAGUCCGCCUGUUACAAUGUGACCCCAGCAGUGCCAGUCAGUUCUGAACACACACACACACACUACUUUUAAGCCCACUGUCACAUGACUAAUAUUAUAUAAAUAUUGUAAUUAUCAUCACUGUUGUUUUGAAGAUGGUUUGAUUUGUACUGUGACAGUUCCAUUUCAAUCUAUAGGAGGAUGUUUAUAAAAUGUAAUCAUUUUCAUAUUGUAUUUCACUGUAAAUGUAAUAUGUGCCCACAUGUUUUGGUCCAUAAGUAUGUUUUAGUAUCCUGAUAGUGUUUGUUGCGCAACAAUGACAUCUAGAAUGAAGUGAAGUAUUGCACAUGCUGUAUCAAGCCCCUGAGAAAGGCCCAAGGCACCUGAGAAAGGCCCAAGGCACCUGAAAGGCCCAAGGCACCUGAGAAAGGCCCAAGGCACCUGAGAAAGGCCCAAGGCACCUGAGAAAGGCCCAAGGCACCUGAGAAAGGCCCAAGGCCCCUGAGAAAGGCCCAAGGCCCCUGAGAAAGGCCCAAGGCACCUGAGAAAGGCCCAAGGCACCUGAGAAAGGCCCAAGGCCCCUGAGAAAGGCCCAAGGCACCUGAGAAAGGCCCAAGGCACCUGAGAAAGGCCCAAGGCACCUGAGAAAGGUGCAAGGCACCUGAGAAAGGCCCAAGGCACCUGAGAAAGGCCCAAGGCACCUGAGAAAGGCCCAAGGCCAUGAGAAAGGCCCAAGGCACCUGAGAAAAACUUACAAGACUCUUUGAUGCCAGAUAACGACAAAUGUGAUAUUUAUUCUGUUUAAUUGCAAAAACAUUUUUUGUUAAAUUCAUAUGGUUAAAUUCACCAUAAGUUAGGUUUUAGGCCCUGUGCCUUUGAAUAUGUGGUUAACUGAUACAACCCACUUCCGCUAGCAUUGCUAGAUUCUCAAAAAAAAUGCUAGCCAGGAGAAUCUGGACAUUGCUUAACAAACAGCUAACAAUGGUUGGGAGGAAACGAAAAUAGGGAAAGAUGAGAAUAAAACUGAUAAAUAAUUACUUUUAACCUCCAAAUCACAGGGGUUUGCCUUGAAAUGUGUCUGUUAAAACUAAUAAUACCUCUAAUGCUGUUUUGCUGAGUGUUGAGUUUCGUGACAUGACAAAACAUUCCUAUACCUACUGCCAAGUUUGUGUUUGUAGAGUUGAAAAUAAAGUGAACUGUUUUGUCAAAAACCC